UUCUGUAAUAACGAAUGUAAAGAUGGAGACAUUCUCAUUGAGACAGAAGAGGACACAGCUCAGAAAGGCAGAUACAGCAUUGAAUAUAAAAAUUCAAUAAUGUCUGCUACAGUUCUGUAUGUGAGCAUCACAAAGCUGAAUAAGUCUGACUCAGGACGCUACAGAUGUCGUUUGGACAGAUCUUUAUUCCCAACAUCAUACCAGGAGAUUAAGAUCCGAGUUACAGAUGCUCCAACCUCUCCUCUCAGACCUUCUUCACCAUCAGUCCCAUCAGCCUCCACACUGAUGACAUCACAGAGUUUAAGCUCCACACCUUCAUCAGCCUCCACACUGAUGACAUCACACAGUUUAAGAUCCAGACCUUCAUCAGCCUCCCCUGAAGCCAGCGAGCAGCCUCGACAGAAACACACAACACCUUCAGCCCCAAGUGCUCUGCUGUAUCUGGGUCUGACUCUGCUCCUCUUCUUCAUCAUGUUAUCAGUAGCUUUGCUGAUUUUCUGCAGGAAGAGAGCCAGGAAACCCAAAGAACCUCCUCUGGAAACUGAGUACUCUAAUGUCACAAAGGCCAAGCGAGUGUAUGAGGAGAUCAGAGAGGACAGACAGAGCACAUCUCCUCCUGUAGAAGUGUCUACAGUUUACACUUACGCCAAAUACACCAAACCAGAUGGAGCGGAAACCACAGAGGAGUACAGCUUAGUCACUGCACCCACUUCUCAGAAGAAAACUGAAGACGACCGGAGUGACCUCACCUACUCUGAGCUGGAUCUUCCCAACGGUACAGCUGCCUCGCUGCACAGCGCCCCCUGUGGUGACCCAGAUAACGUGGUCUACUCUGUUCCUCGGUUAGAAGCCAGAUCGGCCGGCAGCCACGCCCAAGACUCUUCACCUCCUCUGUACUCUACUGUUACUUUAGAUCAGCUGUAGCUUCAACGCUGUCAGUGCCACAUUUACUCUCUCAGGGGCCAACAGGGGACACAAAGGGCUUUGAAUGAGUCACAUUCACUCAAAGAAAUCUCUUUUUAUCGUUAUUGGGGGAAACUGUGUCAGUUACAGCUCACAAUGUUUUUUUUUUGAAGAUGAAAUGUUUUUAUUAGCUCUAUGUGUUCAUUGCUUUUGCAAAAAUGUACAUGUUCUUAUAGCAGUUAUAUAUUAAAUUAUUAUAUACUGUAUUUAUUCUGUACUUUUCAAACUGUAGUGGAUGUGUUUAGGUGCUGAAUCCAGUCAUCAUGAGAACAAUGGCCUGUACAAUUUUAGGUUCCUGAUCUUCUGAUACCAAAUAGUCAAUGGUAAUUUACAUAUUUAUGAACUUUGUAUGAAUUUUUUGUAUGAACAUUGUUAGUUUUCUGGCAGUAACCAUUAUUGUUGCAU
Messenger RNA from Perca flavescens (yellow perch), 1368 nucleotides. RefSeq lists its product as uncharacterized. The transcript has 6 exons. Gene Ontology annotation, cellular component: cell surface. Bases 100 to 924 code for a protein of 274 amino acids. NCBI's taxonomy places the organism in Eukaryota, Metazoa, Chordata, Actinopteri, Perciformes, Percidae. Gene Ontology annotation, molecular function: signaling receptor activity. The record is from RefSeq and is a predicted model, not a curated record.